Molecule: messenger RNA, 999 nt
Organism: Echinops telfairi (small Madagascar hedgehog)
Lineage: Eukaryota; Metazoa; Chordata; Mammalia; Afrosoricida; Tenrecidae
Product: olfactory receptor 11H4
Exons: 1
Coding region: 55-999 (314 amino acids)
Biological process (GO): G protein-coupled receptor signaling pathway
Cellular component (GO): membrane
Molecular function (GO): G protein-coupled receptor activity; olfactory receptor activity
Source: RefSeq, a predicted model, not a curated record
AGCAAAACGACCUGGAUUACAGUCAUAUCUUUCUUCUUCCUAGGUCUACAACCCAUGAACAGGUCAGCAACACACCUGGUGACGGAGUUUGUUCUCCUGGGAUUCCCAGGCUGCUGGGAGACUCAGGUUUUCCUUUUCUCGUUGUUUCUGGUGGUUUAUGUUUUGACCCUGCUGGGGAAUGGAGCCAUCAUCUGUGCAGUGAGAUGGGACCCACGUCUCCACACCCCUAUGUACUUUCUGCUGGGAAACUUUGCCUUCCUUGAGAUCUGGUAUGUUUCUUCCACCGUACCCAACAUGCUAGCCAACAUUCUCUCCACGACCAAGGCCAUCUCAUUUUCUGGUUGCUUCCUCCAGUUCUAUUUUUUCUUUUCCCUUGGCACUACCGAAUGUCUCUUCUUGGCAGUCAUGGCUUACGAUCGGUACUUAGCCAUCUGCCGCCCAUUGCACUACCCCACUAUCAUGACUGGGCAGCUAUGUGGCAUGCUUGUGUCUCUCUGCUGGCUCACUGGAUUCCUUGGCUACUCAAUUCCAAUUUUCUUUAUCUCCCAACUUCCCUUCUGUGGCCCCAAUAUUAUUGAUCACUUCCUAUGCGACAUGGACCCACUCAUGGCUCUGUCCUGUGCUCCAGCACCCGUUAUUGAAUUUAUUUUCUACACUCAGAGCUCCUUGGUCCUCUUCUUCACUGUCAUGUAUAUUCUUCGAUCCUAUACUCUGCUGCUCAGAGCUGUUUUUCAGGUCCCUUCGGCCGCUGGCCGGCGAAAGGCCUUCUCCACAUGUGGUUCUCAUUUAGUUGUAGUGUCUCUUUUCUAUGGGACAGUCAUGGUAAUGUAUGUGAGUCCUACCUAUGGCAUCCCAACUUUGAUGCAGAAAAUCCUCACACUGGUAUAUUCAGUAGUGACACCCCUCUUUAAUCCCCUGAUCUAUAGUCUCCGUAAUAAAGACAUGAAAUUUGCCCUGAGAAAUGUCCUGUGUAGAAUCAAAGUAAGUCAAAACUCAUGA